AAGUCAAAGUAUGAAGUAGCAGAAACUGAAAAAAAAUAGAUACAUCAAAACUGUAGGCUACUUAGUUUUAUCAGCUAUAGAUUUGGCUUGUUUAGUCCGUUACGUCCUGUCAAUACCUUGUCAAGCCAGUCGGUUGCUAGGCGACAGAGUAACAACAUGGCGGAGAACAAGCAGAGUGCAGUGUCAGAUGCCCACAAGAAGAUUAAAGCAGCGUUUGAAGCGUUUGACUAUAAGUCUAACAACACAGUGGAUGUCCGGGAGAUUGGCACCAUCAUCUAUUCUCUGGGCUGCUUCCCCACUCAGAAAGACCUACAUGACUUUAUAGCUGAGGUGGAAGAGGACCGCGCAGGAUUUAUCCAUAUAUCCAAGUUCCUCCCAGCCAUGACCAAAGUGCUGUUGGAGAACAGGUUUCCUCCCAUUCCUGAGGAACGUCUGUUUCAGGCCUUUGAGGUUCUGGACAAAGAAAAGAAAGGAUACCUGGAACGUGAGGAGCUGUCAAAUUACAUGACAAAGGAAGGUGAACCCUUCACUCAGGUUGAGAUGGAUGAGAUGAUGGCAGCACUCACUAUCGAUGAGAAGGCGCAUAUCUCUUACAAAGACUUAUUCGGGCUUCUGACUUCGUAGACAGUGUUGCACAAAUAUUACUGACACGCCUGUUUGUGUGUGUUUGGUCUUUAUGUUCAUAUCUGGAUGUUUUAGGGUGGGCUAGAAUUUCUGAUACUAUAUAAUAAAUGUUCAUUGCUAAGUUGUUGGUUUGUGUUUCGAAUUGAGCCCCUGUGUAACUGCAUAGUUUACAACUCUAUCAUUUAUGUUCCCAUAUUUACAAUAUGUAAAUAUUGUACCCCACUUCUCUUUUCUUGUUUUUAAGUCUGAUAUGGUAGAGGUGUGCUGAAUCACAUUAAAUUGGAAAGUACCGUUCAUGUACACUAUAAACUGACUGAAUUGAUGCCGUCCACUUUUUGCAUUUAAAUGAAGUCAGAAAUCAGGAUCACCACACACUUCCCAUCAAAUACAUCACACACAGUUGGUUAUAAUCUUGCCAUUGAAUGGAAUUAAUAUGUAAAUUAAUUCAGACCGAUUGUGUGCAGGGAUCUACCUCUUUAAUGUAUGACUACACAUUUUUACUUAAGUUUAAUUCAAAAGCUCUAACAGCUUAAAACCUGGCUGUUGUAUUGUAUCACUGUGCCAAUAGAAGAAGCAGCAGAAUCAUCACCCUCAUCAUCCACUCAUACUGCAGUAGGUGGCGGCAUACACCGCUUAAGGUGUUCAGUAGCCUGCCAUGUCACCUAAGAGAAAGAAAAAGAAGAGGAGUAAAACAUUUCUCCUUCCUGCUUCAUCUGCACAUUGUAGGAAACUUAUCCAAAGUUUCCAUCUGAGAGACUCUGAAAGUAACAAGCCGUAACCCAACUGUGACAAACUAAUAGCUGUCAACAUGGGCACAAAUACACUGUGCAAAGCUGUGAGAGGUAUGUGUAUGCGGAGCCACAGUAAAAGUGGAGCUGAGAGAAACACAGCUAUGCUAACAGCAGCUGAGGAACUGAUUGCGGCCAUGGAGCCGGUGUUCUGCUGAAUCUUCAUACCCGUCAUUAUUCCAUACCCAAACUGUCUGCGCAUGCGCAUUAGGUUCUGCGCAUGCGCAGUUAUGGACUGACUAACCCCACCCCGAUCCACCCCCCUAACCCUAACCACUUUGUGAACGGUGGGUAGCACGUCUUGAUAGGUAACAAAAUCUGACAAAACCAUGGCAGCGGCCGAUGGCCCGGCAGCGGCCCUGGAGCUGGCAGCUGCCGAGGGGCCGGCACCUUUUCAUACAAAUAUUGUAUACUGACAAGUUG
This is a messenger RNA of Monopterus albus (swamp eel), 1835 nucleotides long. RefSeq names its product dynein regulatory complex subunit 8 (gene drc8). The coding region runs from base 157 to 624 and encodes 155 amino acids. The record is from RefSeq and is a predicted model, not a curated record. Lineage: Eukaryota; Metazoa; Chordata; Actinopteri; Synbranchiformes; Synbranchidae. The transcript is spliced from 7 exons. Gene Ontology annotation, molecular function: calcium ion binding.